Molecule: messenger RNA, 574 nt
Organism: Bradysia coprophila
Lineage: Eukaryota; Metazoa; Arthropoda; Insecta; Diptera; Sciaridae
Product: ubiquitin-related modifier 1 homolog
Biological process (GO): tRNA thio-modification
Cellular component (GO): cytoplasm
Source: RefSeq, a predicted model, not a curated record
UGAACAUCAAAACAACAACAUAAAAACGUGUGCUUGGGAUUUUGAACAGUGGAAAUUUGGAUUCGAAAAUAUAUUAGAUUCAUAUGAAUAUGAGAGACGCUUCAAAAUGACCGACAAAAAAUUGGACAUAACAUUGGAAUUUGGUGGUGGUGCAGAAUUUUUGUUCAAUAAAAUCAAGAAGCAUGAGGUGUCAUUGGAUGGGAAGAAAGUUCAGACUAUCCGUGAUCUUCUCACGUGGAUGAAAGAAAACAUUUUGACUGAACGUCCGGAAUUAUUCAUUCAAGACGGAUCAGUACGGCCAGGUAUUUUGGUACUGAUAAACGAUGCUGACUGGGAAUUAAUGGGCGAACUAGAGUACGAAAUCCAACCGAAAGACAAUAUUCUUUUCAUAUCAACACUUCAUGGUGGUUGAGAGGGUGGUAUUAAAAACGAGCAACGAAUUGAACAAAAAUAAAAUCAUUUCAAUCGCCGCUCGAGUAUAGUACAUAUAUUGUGCAUCUUUGUACGUUUAAAGUUGAGAAGUGAUAGAAAUAAACAACAGCAGAAACAACAAAAAGCAACAAACAAAAAAAAA